Mus pahari (shrew mouse) is the source of this 2915-nucleotide messenger RNA. RefSeq names its product TTK protein kinase (gene Ttk). NCBI's taxonomy places the organism in Eukaryota, Metazoa, Chordata, Mammalia, Rodentia, Muridae. Gene Ontology annotation, molecular function: ATP binding; protein binding; protein serine/threonine/tyrosine kinase activity. Gene Ontology annotation, cellular component: spindle; kinetochore; nucleus. The record is from RefSeq and is a predicted model, not a curated record. Gene Ontology annotation, biological process: peptidyl-serine phosphorylation; chromosome segregation; protein localization to kinetochore. The transcript is spliced from 22 exons. Bases 89 to 2590 code for a protein of 833 amino acids.
GGGAAAUUCAAACGUGUUUCCGGAAAGGGGUUGGGGUGCCGCUGUUUGGGCUGCAGCUUGGCUUUCAGAGACGAGUUAAAAUUUAGAAAUGGAGACUGAAGAGUUAAUUGGCAGAAAUGUGACGAUUGAUUCCAUCAUGAGCAAAAUGAGAGAUAUUAAAAAUAGGAUAAAUGAAGACUGUACUGAUGAGCUAAACUUGUUUAAAGUCUGUGCCGAUCACACAGAAACUGUUAACCAAACUACGAUGGUUGGGAACACCCCAGAGGACUGGUUGAAUAGCUUGCUGAAACUAGAGAAAAACAGCUCACCUCUAAAUGACAAUCUUUUAAAUAAGCUGAUUGGUCAGUAUAGUCAAGCAAUUGAAGCACUUCCUUCAGAUAAAUAUGGCCAGAAUGAGAGCUUUGCUCGAAUACAAGUGAGACUUGCUGAAUUAAAAGCUAUUCAAGAGCCUGAUGAUGCCCAUGACUACUUCCAGAUGGCCAGGGAAAACUGCAAGAAGUUUGCUUUUGUGCACAUAUCUUUUGCACAGUUUGAACUGUCUCAAGGCAAUCUUAAAAAAUGUGAGCAGCUUCUUCAUAAAGCUGUAGAGAGCGGGGCAGUGCCGCUGCAGAUGCUGGAGAUUGCCAUCCAUAACUUACACCUCCAGAAAAAGCAGCUGCUUUCAGAGGAGGACAAGAAGCGUUUAUCAGCAUCUACAGUACUAACUGCCCAAGAAUCAUUCUCCAGUUCACUUGGAAAUUUACAGAAUAGGAACAUCAGUUGUGAUUCCAGAGGACAGGCUGGGGUGGCCAGGAUUUUAUAUGGAGAGAACAUGCCUCCACAAGAUGCCGAAGUAAGUCAUCGAAACCCCUUAAAGCAGACUCACAAAAUUAAACGGUCAUGCCCCUUUGGAAGAGUCCCAGUUAAUCUUCUAAACAGCCCAGAUUACUAUGGGAAGACAGAUAGUUCAGCUGUGACACAGUUAACAAAAAGAAAGGGGUCUGGAUCGGAAUACCGAGAUUUGAUUAUGCCUGGCUCCAAAUCAAGUGGAAGUGAUUCCUAUGAAUUGAGAGGUGUAAAGUCCAUUCAAACUAUCCAUUUGAAAGACUCUUUGGUGUCCAAUGAAAAGAGUUCUGAACUUAUGUCUGAUUUAGUAACCUUGAAGAGUAAAACAGAUUCAAGUCUAACAAAAUUGGAAGAAACUAAAGUGCGUCAAGAGCCAGAGCUUCCAGAAAGGCCCAAGCCGUGGCAGUCUGCCAGAAAGCCGGAGUGUGUGCUCCAGAACCCUGCUGCCUUUGCACCCCUGCGGCACGUUCCAGAUGUCACCCCGAAGGCUGACAAAGCGUCACCACCAAUAUCAUUUCCUAAAUGGCUUGAUCCAAAGUCUGUCUGUGAGACACCCAGUAGCAGUUCCUUGGAUGGCUACAUGAAAUGUUUUAAGACUCCAGUUGUAAAGAAUGACUUUCCACCCGCCUGUCCAUCAUCAACACCUUACAACCAGCUGGUCCGCCUCCAGCAGCAACAGCAGCAAGGACUCAGCACUCCUCUUCAAAACUUACAGAUUUCAGGAUCUUCAUCAAUAAAUGAAUGCAUUUCAGUUAACGGAAGAAUUUAUUCCAUAUUAAAGCAGAUAGGCAGUGGAGGUUCAAGUAAGGUGUUUCAGGUAUUGAAUGAGAAGAAACAGAUAAAUGCUAUCAAAUAUGUGAACCUAGAAGACGCAGAUAGCCAAACUAUUGAGAGCUACCGCAACGAGAUAGCUUUUUUGAACAAACUACAGCAACACAGUGAUAAGAUCAUCCGCCUCUAUGAUUACGAAAUCAAAGAGCGGUACAUCUACAUGGUAAUGGAAUGUGGAAACAUUGACCUAAAUAGUUGGAUUAAAAAGAAAAAAUCCAUCAAUCCAUGGGAACGCAAAAGCUACUGGAAAAACAUGUUGGAGGCAGUACACAUAAUCCAUCAACAUGGCAUUGUUCAUAGUGACCUGAAGCCUGCUAACUUUGUAAUAGUUGACGGAAUACUAAAGCUAAUUGAUUUUGGGAUUGCAAACCAAAUGCAGCCAGAUACAACAAGCAUUGUUAAAGAUUCUCAGGUCGGCACAGUUAACUAUAUGGCCCCAGAAGCAAUAAGAGACAUGUCUUCAAGAGAAAAUUCGAAAAUCAGGACCAAGGUAAGUCCCAGAAGUGAUGUGUGGUCCUUGGGGUGCAUUCUGUACUACAUGACUUAUGGGAAAACACCAUUUCAGCAUAUCAUCAACCAGGUCUCUAAACUACAUGCCAUAAUCAACCCUAGUCAUGAAAUUGAAUUUCCCGAGAUUUCGGAAAAAGAUCUUCGAGAUGUGCUAAAGUGCUGUUUAGUGAGGAACCCUAAAGAGAGGAUAUCGAUCCCUGAGCUCCUCACACAUCCAUAUGUUCAAAUUCAGCCCCAUCCAGGCAGUCAAAUGGCUAGGGGAACCACUGAUGAAAUGAAAUAUGUGUUGGGUCAACUUGUUAGUCUGAAUUCUCCUAACUCCAUCUUGAAAACUGCAAAAACUUUGUAUGAACGUUAUAAUUGUGGUGAAAGUCAAGAUUCUUCAUCAUCCAAGACUUUUGACGAAAAGAGAGAAAGAAAGUGAUGCACAGCUACGCACAAACCAAAAACACUAGAUUGUCUUGUCUGCCACUCUUGAAUCACUGAGGAAAUCUACCAGUUGGAAACAACCUCACCUGGAUUUUACCAGUUGAAAAAACAAACAAACAAAACUUCAGUAGAUUAUCCUCAAAAGAAAGCUGUAAAGUUAACCACUCAUAGCACUGUGUAUAUUAAAUUAUAGAGUUGUGCUUUUCUUUUAUGCUUUUCUGUAAAUCUAAGCUGUCUGCUACUGUUUUACACUUGGAAGAGUGAAUGAUAGCUGGAAUGUUGAAGAUCUCUGUAAAUAAAGCCUCACCACAGUUCCAGAA